AGUCUAUUAUACACCUAACCAGCUAACCUAAUUAUAUCAUAUAUUCUCAUAUCAUAUAAACCAUGCACUAGUAUAGUAUACAUACAAAUUAAGGAAAUAUCUUAGACUAGCUUCUUUGAUCUACUUAUAUAUACACCUCAUAUUUUCUAUCUCCAUAUUAUAUUGUAGAAAAAACUUGCACUUUUUUGAUUUCUUUUUCCCUUCUCUUUUGUUUCCAUUUGAAUAAAAAAUUUCCUUGAUUAUUCCUCUUCUAUUCUUGGGAAUUAUUUGAUCUAAUUCUUCUUUGAAGAUAUUGUGUGUCUUGUCCAUUUCUGAAGGUUGGAGUUAUAGAAAUAUGUAUAAUGACUACCAUCGUCAUCACUAUCACUCCCAACCUUGUUUGCAUUGCCACCCACAAAGCUACAUUAGGAUGGUUCAACACCUUAUAGAAAGGUGUUUGCUUCUUCAAAUGGACCGCGACCAAUGUAUUAAGGCUUUGGCAGAACAUGCAAAAAUCAAGCCUCUAAUUACACUUACAGUGUGGAGGGAACUUUUGAAAGAAAACAGGAAUUUUUUUCAAGCAUAUUUUCAUGGUGUUUCUCCAACUCCGCUCAUAAAUAAACAUGUUCAACAAUCACCAAGAAUCACAAGAAGGCGAUAUUGGAGGUGAUCACAGAUAUAUCAUAAAUUAGGAGCUAGCUAGCUAGAUAGUAUAUAGUUUGAUAUAGCUCUAUCAACCAACAUCGAUAAAGCUCUACGAUCUUAGCUUGUUGAUGAAUUCAUUGUGCCUAAAAAAGAUCAAUGAUAUGAUGCCAUAUAUACCAGAAAUAUGUAAAACAAAAUUCUAUUGCCUUGGCAUCUUAUUAGACAUAUAUCAUAUAUGGAUCGGAGAUUAUUCACAUAAAUAUAGGUAUAUAGUACGUGUAUGUAUGCAAUGUUUAUAUAUAGUUUGUUGGUUUGAUUUAGAAGUGUUAUGUUUCUUUUCAGUUAUAUGUAUUGAUCUGAUAUAUGUC
Molecule: messenger RNA, 992 nt
Organism: Chenopodium quinoa (quinoa)
Lineage: Eukaryota; Viridiplantae; Streptophyta; Magnoliopsida; Caryophyllales; Amaranthaceae
Exons: 4
Coding region: 335-649 (104 amino acids)
Source: RefSeq, a predicted model, not a curated record